Molecule: messenger RNA, 2163 nt
Organism: Exaiptasia diaphana
Lineage: Eukaryota; Metazoa; Cnidaria; Anthozoa; Actiniaria; Aiptasiidae
Product: annexin D2
Exons: 7
Coding region: 150-1142 (330 amino acids)
Cellular component (GO): cytoplasm
Molecular function (GO): calcium ion binding; calcium-dependent phospholipid binding
Source: RefSeq, a predicted model, not a curated record
UGUAAACCUACCUCUUGCGCAAUCGAGAGCUGCUAGCCAACAAGUCGACAGGCAAAGGAUCAGAGCGUCUGAGUUAGAAGUKAUACUAAAAGAACACUCACUGGCAUUUGAAUGGUUUUCKUGGAGAMUCAAGGAAGGAACACGCGCUAAUGGGGUGUAGCGAGUCGAUCCAGAGCGGAGCUUACAUCAAUGUUCACUUGCGCAAAGCCACUGUCCGUGACUGGGACAUAGAAGCAGGGAGAAUUCACAGAGCUGUCAAGUCAUUUAGAGUAAACGGGGAGGACAUAAUUACACUGCUAGCCCACUACAAGAACAGGGGAAGGCAAAGGAUAAGAGCUUCUUACAAGAAAGUAUAUGAAGAAGACCUUUUAAGCGUACUUGAAGAUGAGCUUAGCAUUGGCUACAAGGAGGCAGCGCAAGCACUGCUAUACCGACCAGAAGUGUACGACUCAAAGUCACUUCAUGAAGCAAUAAAAGAUAAUGAUAAUGACACACUCACUGAGAUUAUAUGCUCAAGGAAAGCUUAUGAAAUUGAAAAGAUAAAAGAGGAAUAUGAGGAUGAGUUCUGCCAUUCUUUGGAGCAUGACUUAUUGGGCAUAGAUGACAAGGAUUUGUGUGAACUCUUAAUCAAAUUUUGUACAGUAAACAUAGAUGGAGAACGUUCUAAAGCAGAUAGAGUGGUUGCACAAGAAAGGGCGAUACGACUUCAAAGUUACGGUGAUCUUGUUGAAUUACUGUGUGAACCAUUAGGGAGGAACCAACUUAAAGCAACAUUUGAAGAAUUUGAGACUCUCUACUUCCAAACAAUGGACAGAUAUAUUGAUAAUGAAUACAAGGAUAAGUCAGUGGACUUUCAGAAGGCACUGAAGGCGUAUGUUUGCUGUACAAUAAGCCCUCCAACAUUCUUUUCCAUGGCAAUGACCAAAGCCUUAGAUAAACUAAGUCGACAUAAAGACCUAUUAAGAAUAGUAGUGACCAGAUCAGAGACUGAUCUGUACUACAUCAUGAAGGAAUUCCUCAGUUCAAACUCUAUUCAACUAACCAAGGCCAUAAGCAAGAAAUUAAUGCGAUGGUAUGUGCAACCUCUUAAAAUAAUCCUGGAGAUACGUGGCCAGUACAAAGAAUCAGCCAUUAGAAUGUAGUACAAGAAAAAUAAGAAAUAAUAAUGACAGGUAGUAUCUAAUUAUAAAAAAUGACAUGCACUAUCUGUAAAUUCAGAUGGAAAAUUAUAAUGAAACAAUAAUUGACCUUUUAGAUUAAUAUAUUUAUAGCCCAAGUAUCAGGCUCUCUCGAAGGGGUUUGGCUCCACCCCAAACCCCUUCAAGAGAGCGUGAUACUCAGGCUAAUAUAUUUAGAAAACAAUAACUAAAUAAUUAUUAAAUAAGCAAACAUCUCUAAUUAUCUCUAAUUACUUCAGGUUUGUUAUUUGUGAAAUGUAAUGUCUAAUAUAAUUUAUUAUCACAUUAACUUAUUUCAUUCGACAUUUGUAACGCCAUAAAUUGUAUGCAUUACAUUAUUGUUCAAGUAUUCCAGAAAUACAUGUCAGGACAUGAAUCUCAUCUUCAUUUUCAAACCAUUUUAAACCCUCAAAAUUGUCUUAUCCACUUUAAUUGCUUAACAUAAUAAGGAUAUUGUGUAGUAUUCAAUGUUACACACGUUUCAUACUAAUUGAAACAUAGACAAAAAGAUAACAUCUUGAAAGAACAAUUUUCYCAAGUAACUUUUAAAAAAACACAACAGAAUAUAUUCAAAAAUAUUUCGACAGUUAACAGUCAGUGGACAAGGUUUAUAAUYUCUGCCUUUUCWUUGAAACUCAGUGGUUGAGCUUACAUUAAUGAUAGAUAGAGCAGACUUUGUAUGACUGUAUAACAUCGCAGCACCUUGCCUGGUGUUAGUACCAAUUAAAAAUACUAUACUCACAAACGAAUACAACACCAUUCCUGCAAAAGUCACACAAAAUCUGCUAUAUAUUUGGAAUGAGUGUAUAGAACCUAAAACAAUGUCUCAUGUUGAAGCAACAGAAGAGAAUCUCCUUUGAAGAUGAUGCUGGAAAUGAGAAGUAUUCAUGAUUUUCAUCAAUAUUGUAAAUACAAUUAUUUGGUAAUAUAAUACAUAGUGGUCUUGUAAAUAUCGGUUGCUGGAAUAAACUAUUCAAGUUCUGUA